AGACCAUCUCUCCUUUCUCUUCACUAUAAAUACGGUCCCAAGCUGUCAAAAUCCAACUGUCUCUCUCUCUCUCUCUCGUAUCCGAUCAACUGUUGAAAAAUGGGGAGAGGAAGGGUAGAACUGAAGCGGAUCGAGAACAAAAUCAACAGGCAAGUAACCUUCGCCAAACGCAGAAACGGGCUUCUCAAGAAAGCCUACGAGCUCUCUGUUCUCUGCGAUGCUGAGGUUGCUCUCAUCAUCUUCUCCAACAGAGGCAAGCUGUACGAGUUCUGCAGCACCUCCAGCAUGUUCAAGACACUAGAGCGAUAUCAGAAAUGCAACUAUGGAGCACCAGAGGCAGCUGUGACAACAAGAGAGAUUCAGAGCAGUCAUCAGGAGUAUUUGAAACUUAAAGCACGCGUAGAGGCCCUGCAACGUUCACAAAGGAAUCUUCUGGGCGAGGACUUGGGCCCGUUGAGCGGCAAGGAGCUUGACACACUUGAAAGGCAGCUCGACGUGUCACUGAAACAAAUAAGAUCCACUCGGACCCAGUACAUGCUUGACCAGCUCACAGAUCUUCAAAGAAGGGAACAAAUGCUUAGUGAAGCUAACAAGGCCCUCAAAAGAAGGCUGGAUGAAGGAAUGCAGGCAAAUACACACCAAGCAUGGAAUCACAAUCCACAUGCAAUGGAGUACAUCCGGCAACAGGGCCCACCGCAGGGCGACGGAUUUUUUCAUCCACUAGACUGUGAACCCACGCUCCAAAUCGGGUACCAGACCGAUCAAAUAACGAUGAGCACUGCUCCUGGGCCCAGUUUGAAUAACUACAUGCCGGGGUGGCUCGCAUGACUUGGACCACUUUUGCCAUGGUGUCUAUGUCAGAUUAGCCAUGGUACAUUGACAAACAAGCCCCGGAUGGGCCUCUUAUGCAUCUUCUUUAUGUUGUAAGUUGACAAACAAACCCCUGUUGGGUCACCUAUGCCAGUUCUUUAUGUUGUAUGUUGACAAACAAACCCCUAAUGGGUCAUCUGUGCCAGUUCUCUGUUGUAUGUUCUCAAACAAACUCCUGAUGGGCCACCUGUGGUAGUUCUUAUUUUGAUCAGUGGGUUCAUUUCCACCGAGAUAGAUAUCAAACUCCUCUUCAAAUGUAAGUACGUCUCUUGUAGUUUUAUUGGAACUUUUACUUGAAAUGUUGUAAAGAUUUUUC
This is a messenger RNA of Magnolia sinica, 1186 nucleotides long. Its product is annotated as agamous-like MADS-box protein MADS4. Gene Ontology annotation, biological process: positive regulation of transcription by RNA polymerase II. Lineage: Eukaryota; Viridiplantae; Streptophyta; Magnoliopsida; Magnoliales; Magnoliaceae. The record is from RefSeq and is a predicted model, not a curated record. The transcript is spliced from 8 exons. Gene Ontology annotation, cellular component: nucleus. The coding region runs from base 100 to 828 and encodes 242 amino acids. Gene Ontology annotation, molecular function: DNA-binding transcription factor activity, RNA polymerase II-specific; protein dimerization activity; RNA polymerase II cis-regulatory region sequence-specific DNA binding.